AAAGACAGAGAGACACGUGUGCAAAUGUCAAAGGGGACUGCAUUUUUAGUUAUCCUUCGGUCCUUAGAGACAAUCAGAUUUCCGGCACAAAGUUACCGAUCGCUAUCUCAUGUGCACGGUUAGAGGGAGACGCAGAACCAACAACGCCUCGCCACAAUCCCACAAAGCACCCAUUUCUCACCUUCAAACACCAACUUUCGGGUUUCAGCGCCCAUUUCUAAGAUUAAUCUACGCAAUUAUGGAUGUUGAUCCUCGUCAAUACGAACAAAUUGCGGUCAAUGAUAAUGACAUCCACAGCAUUGUUAUGUCCUAUCUUGUGCAUAAUUGCUUCAAGGAAACUGUGGACUCUUUUAUUGCCUCUACUGGAAUGAAACAGCCUUCUGAUUAUCUUGACCAUAUGGAGAAAAGAAAAAGGAUUUUUACUCUUGCACUAGAGGGGAAUGCACUUAAGGCUAUUGAACUUACAGAAGAGCUGGCCCCUGACUUACUAGAGAAAAACAAGGACUUGCAUUUUGAUCUUCUGAGCCUUCAUUUUGUUGAGCUUGUACGCUCUAGGAAAAUCACAGAAGCUUUGGAAUUUGCUCGCUCCAAGUUGUCCCCUUUGGGGAAUGUUCAAAACUUUGUUGCAAAGCUUGAAAAUUUUAUGACACUUCUUGCUUUUGAUGAACCUGAGAAAUCCCCAAUGAAUCACCUCCUUAGCAUUGAGUACCGGCAGCCUGUUGUAGAGAGUUUGAACCGAGCAAUUCUUGCUCAUGCAAACCUUCCAAGCUGUACACCCAUGGAAAGGCUGAUACAACAAACAACUGUUGUUAGACAAUGUUUAAAUCAAGAGCUUGCAAAGGAUGUGCCACCCCCAUUUUCUUUGAAGGACUUCCUGGAAUGCUGAACGGAAAGUAUUAAGGAUACUUGGCCAGGAAAGAGAAAAGGUCACUCAUCCUAUCUGCAUGUGCUUUUGUUGUAAGGUCCGGUCAUGGUUAGAAUGUAUCAUCAUUGCCUGCAUAUCUGUUCCGGUUGCCAAGCUUGCUGUUUCAUUCUUCUGGAUACACCUGCAUUUCAUGAAGGUUGCCACUUUUCACAAGUUGCUGCAAAGGGAAGUGGAUUUGGUUCAACUUUGUGCCGGUUUAUUUGGAUUCAUGGUAUAGUUGAUCCAAUCAUGUGCCCUUGUAUACGCUAUCUUAAUGUUAUAAUUGAUACCAUAGAAACUCAACUUAUUGUGUAAUUUAGAGACAGGUUUUUUGUUUGGUAUUAUAACCUGUAAAUUGCACUCUCCGUUUGCCCUUUGAAUAUCACAUUGUGAUGAAGCAGAGUUGCAGUAAGCAUUUGACAC
Messenger RNA from Rubroshorea leprosula, 1327 nucleotides. The record is from the annotation of a GenBank genome assembly. Lineage: Eukaryota; Viridiplantae; Streptophyta; Magnoliopsida; Malvales; Dipterocarpaceae.